Penicillium cataractarum is the source of this 2304-nucleotide messenger RNA. RefSeq names its product ferric reductase family protein. Lineage: Eukaryota; Fungi; Ascomycota; Eurotiomycetes; Eurotiales; Aspergillaceae. The transcript has 7 exons. Gene Ontology annotation, biological process: intracellular iron ion homeostasis; iron ion transport; copper ion import. Gene Ontology annotation, cellular component: plasma membrane. Bases 1 to 2304 code for a protein of 767 amino acids. The record is from RefSeq and is a predicted model, not a curated record. Gene Ontology annotation, molecular function: ferric-chelate reductase activity.
AUGCGAUUCCUCAGAUGGUUAGGCAUCAUUCUCAGUGCUCGUGGCGUUCGGGGAGAGACCCUUGCCAACGAUGAGCUCUGUGUGACUGCAAUCUUUUCCGCAUACAAUUACAUAUCCUUCCAGGGAGACCCCGCAAAGGGAAUGUGGGAUACACGUUGUCGGAAUCCACUCAAAGUCGCUUCUAUAUAUGCAUCUUCGGAGAGAUACUGCCGUGAUGGGGAGCGUCUUGCUGGGCUGGCACAGCUAUCGAAACUCUGCCAGGAGGUCGGUCACCGCGAGCUACUGUCGAGAGAUGCUGUUGCCGAGAAUUUAACUAGAGAGGCCGUUCGCGACAUGAGAGUUGUGGAUUACUUGGAGCUUUCAAGGGCAGAUUAUCAACAAUCACCAGUUCUUCUCUCUGCAUCCUACUAUGGUCGCAUGUUCAAUACCCUCGACUCUUGGCAGUUCGAAACAUGGUCUCAUCAUGCAUUUAGCUAUAUUGGUUACGCCUAUUGGGCAGGAAUAUUGUCACUGGGAAUUCUGUAUCGCCUAUGGAAUUGGAUGUUCUUAACCCGACAGCAUCAAAUUGAGUAUAGCCCAGCGUCCAGCAUAUACCCUCCGACUGGCUCCUGGCGUCAAUUAUCGUUGGUGGAAAAUGCCGUUCACUGGGUUUCAACACACCUGAUUAUCCCGGCUCCACUCGCUGGUCGAGGACGCCGUUUACUCAGCUGUACAUUUACCACGCGAGCAGAGGCCAUUGUCGUAGCAGGCUUUUGGCUACUGAGCCUUAUACUAAGUGUAGUUGGCUAUCGAACUUUUCCUGGGAAUAUUUACUGGCCCGAUGUCACAAGUCAAAUUUUACGCUACUCAGCAGAUCGAACCGGAAUCAUGUCUUUCGCCAACUUCCCUUUAUUGCUUCUAUUAGCUGGGCGCAAUAAUAUCUUGAUCUGGGCUACAGGGUGGAGUUUUGCGACAUUGAACGUUUUUCAUCGCCAUGUGGCACGGAUAGCCACGGUACAGGCAGUGGCACAUUCGGUCCUCUACUUUGUGAUAUGUGUACGAAUCAACAAAGUAUGGAAAGAGAUGACCAAGGUUUAUGUCCUGUGGGGAGUCUUGGCCUUCGUACUCAUGAUCCUGGUAUUGAUCACCUCUUUGGAUCGGAUACGUGCUGCAUCCUACGAGAUGUUCAUGGUCGCACACAUUGUGUUCUCCGUAGCCACCCUUGUCGGUUGUUUCUAUCACACCAUUGUAUUCGAGGGCCACGAGUAUUGGCAGUAUCUGUGGCCAUCCGUGAUAGUGUGGGCAAUCGAUCGGUUUCUAAGGCUCGUUCGGAUAGUCUAUUGCAACGUCCAUGUUAGACUGUCCAAGGGCAAAUUGAUAAAUGUCACAGAGAGUCGCAUGACAUACGAUGAAGCAGCAGAUGUCAUUCGGUUGGAGGUGAAUCCAGGUCUUCCAGGUUUAGAAGUCCGACCAGGGGACUACUACUUCCUGUACCAGCCAUUCCGCUUUACUGGCUGGGAAAACCAUCCGUUCACUGUUGGGGCUUCGAGCUAUGAGGUGGAUCAAUCGGGAGCGCAGCUGGACAUUUCUGGCAAGCCUCGCAACUCUUUCGAUAAUUCUCAGCUGCCGCUUCUUUCAGAGACCUUGACUGGUUGCGAAAACUUGGAAACAGGGAACGGGCUAUACCAAGGAUCAUUGAUUCCAAAAUUGACCUUCUGGAUUCGUCCGUAUGAUGGUUGGACGCAGCAGCUUCGCCAGCAAUGCCUGCGUGCGCCAAAUCAGCCCGUCCACGCCACCAUUCUCCUAGACGGCCCAUACGGACAGGGGUUCCCACUGUGGAGAUAUGAAUCGGUGCUGAUGAUUGUGGGAGGCACUGGGAUUGCAGCUGCGGUGCCAUAUCUUCAAGAUCAUCUCCGGCGGUGUGCCAAUGGCUGCUCUAGCCCAUCAAAGGAAAAGCCACGAACCAGAGAGAUCGAGUUAGUAUGGACUACACGACAGUCAGCCUUCAUUCGUGAUCUUACCGAUCGUGAACUCAAACCGAUGCUUGACCAGGAAGACUUCCGUGCUUCUUUCUAUGUUACGGGGUCCUCGGAUAGAUUUCGCGAAGACUGGAAUGGUCCUGGGUAUACUGUCCAAAUGGGUCGGCCGAAUCUUCAAUCGCUCAUUCUGAGCCGUGCAGCUGAUGCCUAUGUGGCUGGAAUGAAGCUGGCCAUUGUGGUUUGUGGUCCAACUGGGAUGGCCGACGAGGCGCGUGCGGCCACUCAUCUGGCAAUGCGACGAGGCUACCGGUCAACCCAGUAUGUGGAGGAAUCCUUCACUUGGUGA